UGGAAUGGCGAAUUCGCCGAGGGGUGUCGGAGCAAGGAGCAGGGGUACCUAGAUGAGCCAACUCUCUUCGGCUAGUUGAUAUUAAGAGUCAAUCUGAUUGGCCGGGUAGGCUUACAAGCUGAACCAAUAUGGCAAUUGCCAACUCUCCGAGGUGGCCCGGAGUUGUAGAUGUAUAUAAGUCAAGCCAUUCCAAACCGUACGCUUCAGCAUUGCAAAGACGUUUAGUAUUCUCAUCUUCUUAUCACAUACACAAGUCUUAAAAAUAGAUCUUCGAGCAAGAGGCUUUGAAGCAAUCAAUUCAACCCCCAACCCCCAAAUAGAAACUUGUCAUAUAUUAGUUUUUAUAGUCAAAAUCAUGUCUAAGUCAUCACCAGUGAAGAUAGGGGUCUUCGUCCCCGGCGAGUGUCAGUUGUUAGACCUAGCAUGUAUCGACGUCUUCUACAUGAUGAGCAAGGAAUACCUAUCGGUGCUCCCAAUGCUACCCAAGCAUAUUCCUGACAUCGCCCCCAGUGUUGAGAUCUUCUACAUUACUUCGCCCGAGGCCAAGGCCAAAGCAGAGACGAUUCUGCUCACCGCCAACCUGAAUAUACGCGCUACGCACGACAUUACCGAUGCCGAGGUGCAACCCGGAAAACUAGAUGUUGUGCUAGUGCCGGGCCCGGAUCCCAGCGCGAGCUGGGAAAAGCAUAUCCUCGACUUUCUCCAAGCACACUCAAGGUGUGAGACUACAGAUAUAUUGAGCGUCUGCACAGGCAUCUUUUUGUGUGGUGCCGCCGGCCUACUCGAUGGCCGGACAGCUUGCGGACCAAGAGGUUUACAAGACAUCGUGCAAAAGAAACACCCCACUGCGAAGCUCGUGGGUGAGAAAUAUAGGUGGAUCCAGGACCGCAACUUUUGGUCUAGUGGGGGUGUCACGAAUGGGAACGAUCUCGUUGCCGCGUACGCCCGGGUUGGGAAACACUUCCCUUCGGCUGUGGUCGAGAUAGCGUGUAAAAUGGCGGACGUAGGAGAUCGAGGCCAAGUGUACUCAGAAAGCCAGACAGCUUUCACAAUCGGUGUGGUAUGGCAGCUCAUCAAGGGUUUGUUCGUGAAGCGCCGCUGACACCCCCUUCGCGAUCAAUGCGGGCGCAGACAACAUGGAAAGGCGUCAGCUGUCG
Molecule: messenger RNA, 1157 nt
Organism: Xylaria bambusicola
Lineage: Eukaryota; Fungi; Ascomycota; Sordariomycetes; Xylariales; Xylariaceae
Product: ThiJ/PfpI family protein
Exons: 2
Coding region: 356-1102 (248 amino acids)
Source: RefSeq, a predicted model, not a curated record